Molecule: messenger RNA, 576 nt
Organism: Racocetra persica
Lineage: Eukaryota; Fungi; Glomeromycota; Glomeromycetes; Diversisporales; Gigasporaceae
Source: the annotation of a GenBank genome assembly
AUAUCCAUUAGCUAAAGUUAUUGGAUUAGAUAUAUCUUCAUACCAAUCAACUCAGUCAAAACCUAAAAAUUUCGAAUUCGUUAAAGCAAAUGCUCUAGAAGGAUUACCAUUUGAUGACAACACUUUUGAUUUUGUAUUUCAACGAUUUUUGAUUUCUGGAUUUACUAAAGAGAAGUGGCCAUAUGUACUGAAUGAAAUUGUUAGAGUUUUAAAACCAGGCGGAUUCUUAGAAUUAUGUGAACCUUCCCAUGUAUUUGAUAAAGGGCCAGUUACUCAACGUUUAUGGAAUUGUGAAAAACAAGGCAGUGAUUGGGAUACAUAUCUAAAAUUAGAGAAAUAUCUACAAGACCAAGGUCAAGUUGAAAAUAUUAAAAAAGAGGCGAAAAAAUGCUAUUAUAGUGUAAAUCGCAACAACAACAUCGAAUUUAGUAAAUUGCUUGUCAGUUGUGCUAUGUCUUCAUUGGUUGCUCUAAAACCUAUUUUAACAAAAAAAAUGCAACUUUCUGAUAAAGAAUAUGAUGAGAUGGCCAAGAUAUCAGAAAAAGAAUUUUUGAACUUGAUUCUUAUAUUAUUAUA